CAUGGGUCAGGUGGACCAUGGGAAAUCACCACCUCUUCAUACACAGAACUGGCAGAUAUUUUUCUAAAUGCGGCGCAGGAACUUGGAUAUAAACUUGGUGAUGUUAAUGGAGAGAAUCAAGAGGUUUUCAUGAAAUCGCAAGCAAACACAAAAGAUGGAAAACGUUGGAGCACAGCUGAAGCAUAUCUGAGACCAGCCAUGCACAGAUCAAACCUAGACAUAGCCAUCAAUACUCACGUAACCAAGAUAAACUUUGAUGGUAAGAAGGCGACAGGAGUCACCUUCAUUCACGGUGCUGAGAAGAAGACUGUUCAUGUAUCAAAGGAAGUGAUUCUCUCUGCUGGUAGCAUUGGUUCUCCGCACAUCCUCAUGUUGUCUGGUGUUGGGCCAAAGGAUCACCUUACCAAGUUCAACAUAUCAACUGUUGCUGACUUGCCGGUCGGUCAACACCUACAGGAACACCCUGGCCUCAUGUAUCCAGAGUUCUGGCUAGAGAAACCUCUAUCUGUCACCCUAGACAUGAUGAACAGUUGGAAGGCCAGCAUACAGUAUAACCUGUUUGGAAAAGGUCCUAUAGCCUAUCAACUCUUCGACACUGUGGGCGUUCUCAAGACAAAAGCUGCUGACCCUAAACGUGGUCUACCUGACAUUCAGAUACAGCUCAUGCCCAUGGGACUUGGUUUUGACACCGAUGAAGUUGUUUACAAUACACUUGGCCUCGACAGAAACUUUAUAAAGGCCUACAAUUUUUCCGAGCACAAGACUCGUCCAGUCAUGACAUGGGUUGCAAUCCUUCUUCACCCGAAGAGUGUUGGAGAGAUUCGGCUGCAAUCAUCAGACGCACUCGAUCCACCGGAGAUUGACCCAAACUACUUUGACGAUGACUCUGAUGUCAAGUCGCUAGUAGAGAGUAUAAAGAUCAGUCUGCAGUUUGCUGAGACUAAAGCAUUAAAAGCUAUCGGCGUUAAACUGCGAGAUCAGAUCGUUCCAGGCUGUGAGAAGCAUGAAUACAAAUCUGACAACUACUGGGACUGUGCCGUGAGAACAGUAACAGCGACCAUAUAUCACCCGACAGGAACAUGUAAGAUGGGAGCAAUCAAUGACCAAACUGCAGUUGUUGAUCCACAACUCAGGGUUCGUGGAGUCCGUGGUCUGAGAGUGGCUGAUGCUUCUAUAAUGCCGGAGAUUGUAUCAGCUAACACCCAGGCCACUACAGUCAUGGUUGCAGAGAAGGCAGCUGACAUGAUACUAUCAGGAGCAUGAUCGGCUACACACUACAGAGGGCAAAAUGUGGUUAUUUCUACGUAGAAAGAACUACUAAAGUAACCUACCUAAGUAACUUUGUACAUUAAUUACUUGCUUACUACUGUAUGUGUAUAACUACUUCUAAUGUACACCAAGUCUGUGCUUCACACAUAUACUCUCCAUAAUGCAUCCUUCAUCUAUGCUCCACACCAUUCCCGUUCUCACAUCAAAUGUGUUAUAGAAACUGGAUCAUACCACACGUAAAUACAACGUAGGUUUCGUAUAGAACAGAUGUUCUAUGUAUAUUAAUUUUUACGAUAAAAAAUACAACUGAUUACGUAUAAAACAACUUACAGAUUAUUGGGAAAUCUUGAAGCGACGUGGAAAGUUAAAUAACGUACGUAUAUGUUUAAAGUGACUAUAAUAUUUUACAGUACAUUAAGUUACAAAAAAUAAAACCUAGCGCUUACAUAACCCAAUUCAGUAUACAUAUAGAUUUUUUCAACUUUUUCAUCUAUAAAUAUGAGAGUGAGAAAAUCUGCGUUUAA
Messenger RNA from Priapulus caudatus, 1793 nucleotides. Its product is annotated as glucose dehydrogenase [FAD, quinone]-like. The transcript has 8 exons. The record is from RefSeq and is a predicted model, not a curated record. NCBI's taxonomy places the organism in Eukaryota, Metazoa, Priapulida, Priapulimorpha, Priapulimorphida, Priapulidae. The coding region runs from base 130 to 1263 and encodes 377 amino acids. Gene Ontology annotation, molecular function: flavin adenine dinucleotide binding; oxidoreductase activity, acting on CH-OH group of donors.